Messenger RNA from Molossus molossus (Pallas's mastiff bat), 1246 nucleotides. RefSeq names its product aurora kinase A (gene AURKA). The transcript is spliced from 8 exons. Gene Ontology annotation, molecular function: protein kinase activity; ATP binding. The record is from RefSeq and is a predicted model, not a curated record. Gene Ontology annotation, cellular component: chromosome passenger complex; spindle microtubule; spindle midzone. The coding region runs from base 14 to 1231 and encodes 405 amino acids. Gene Ontology annotation, biological process: mitotic spindle organization; regulation of cytokinesis; protein phosphorylation. NCBI's taxonomy places the organism in Eukaryota, Metazoa, Chordata, Mammalia, Chiroptera, Molossidae.
CUUUUCAGGCAUCAUGGACAAAUCUAAAGAAAACUGCACUUCAGGGCCGGUUAAGACUACAGUUCUACCUGGUGAGGGUCCAAAGCGUGUUCCGGUGACUCAACAAUUUCCUUCUCAGCAUCCGUUAUCUGCAAAUAGUGGCCAGGCUCAGCGGGUCUUGUGUCCUUCCAAUUCCUCCCAGCGAGUUCCUUCACAUGCACAGAAGCUUGUCUCCAGCCACAAACCGGCUCAGAAUCUGAAGCAGAAGCAAUUGCAGGCAGCCAGUGGCCCUCGCCCUGUCUCCAGACCACCGAAUAGUACGCAGAAGAGUGAGCAGCUCCAGCCACCAGCCCCUGGAAAUAACUCUGAAAAGGAACCGGCAUCAAAACAGAAAAAUGAAGAAUCGAAAAAAAGGCAAUGGGCUUUGGACGAUUUUGAAAUUGGUCGCCCUCUGGGUAAAGGGAAGUUUGGAAAUGUGUACUUGGCGAGAGAAAAGCAAAGCAAGUUCAUCCUGGCUCUGAAAGUCCUGUUCAAAGCCCAGCUGGAGAAAGCGGGCGUGGAGCACCAGCUGCGGAGAGAAGUAGAGAUCCAGUCCCACCUGAGGCACCCAAACAUUCUCCGGCUGUAUGGUUAUUUCCACGAUGCCACCAGAGUUUACCUAAUUCUCGAGUAUGCGCCUCGCGGAGCCGUCUAUAGAGAGCUUCAGAAACUGUCCAGGUUUGAUGAGCAGAGAACCGCUACGUAUGUCACGGAAUUGGCAAAUGCCCUGUCUUACUGCCAUUCAAAGAGAGUGAUUCAUAGAGACAUUAAGCCAGAGAAUCUGCUCCUUGGAUCAGCUGGAGAGCUUAAGAUUGCGGACUUCGGGUGGUCCGUGCACGCUCCUUCCUCCAGGAGAACCACGCUCUGCGGCACCCUGGACUACCUGCCCCCCGAGAUGAUUGAGGGCCGGAUGCACGACGAGAAGGUGGAUCUCUGGAGCCUUGGCGUCCUUUGCUAUGAGUUUUUAGUUGGGAAGCCUCCCUUCGAGGCGAGCACAUACCAGGAGACCUACAGAAGAAUAUCACGGGUGGAAUUCGCAUUCCCUGACUUUGUGCCAGAGGGCGCCAGAGACCUCAUUUCAAGACUGUUGGUGCAUAACCCUAACCAAAGGCUGACCCUGAAAGAAGUAUUGGAACACCCCUGGAUCACGGCAAAUUCCUCAAAGCCAUUAAAUAGCCAGAAAAGCCAGGAAUCCUCCAGCAAGCCCUCCUAAGACUCUUGCUGCCGG